AUUAUCCUUGUGAGAGAGUCUAUUUAUACCGCAAAUGCACGGUAAAUCUAUUUCUAGCAUUAAUUCAUGACUGAAAUGUGCCAAGCUGCGCCUUGGCAUGAGUCUAGGUCCCGAAUCCGUACUAACCCUUGGCACGAACUUCUUCAAAACCAUCUUCGCCCGUGUACAAGAGUACGCACGAGAAACCGUGGAGCACUUAAUUUUGGCAGUAUCUGUGUACAUUCUAGUAUGCAUUUUUCUAUACUUUUCGAUAUCUCGAUGGAAGAUCAUCGGGUUCAAAAAGGACGUCAAAAAUCCCGCCCGAGUACUUAUAGUGAUCGCACAUCCUGAUGAUGAGUGCAUGUUCUUUGGACCGACGGUGCUGAACUUCACCAAACAAAAGGAGUGUCAAGUUUAUCUGAUGUGCUUGUCGACAGGUAAUAACUAUGGAAUGGGGCGAACGCGCAAGAAGGAACUGUACAAAGCGUGUCAGGUUUUGGGAAUUGAUGAAGGUAGCAUUGUUGUAUAUAAUCACUCAAAUAUGCCAGAUCAAAUGGGAGUCAUGUGGCCUAUUGAACUAGUCUCUAAGUUAAUACUGAACCAAAUUGAGACGUAUAGUAUUAACACGUUAAUUACUUUUGACAAACACGGGGUCAGUAACCACAUGAACCAUUGUAGCAUUUAUUAUGCCAUUGCCCAUCUUAGUUUAGAGAAAAAGUUGCCCAGUUACUGUUCAGUUUAUGUACUUGAGACAGUUAAUCUGUUACGGAAGUACUGGUUGCUUCUGGAUAUUCCCGUUUCGUUUCUUUUGUCAAGGAUAAGGUAUCUAGUCACAUCCACUGAUCGUGCCCUUUUACACAGAGCUAUGAGGCAGCAUGAGUCCCAGUUAGUUUGGUUUAGGCGUCUGUAUAUGCUUUUCUCGAGGUAUAUGUUGAUUAAUUCACUCCAGUUGAUGGAAUUAUCCGACAUAGAGUUAGACUUAGAAAUAGAUGACUAAAUUAAAAUGACAAUUUUUGAUACACUUUGUAAAUACAAACUACCUCUCA
Zophobas morio is the source of this 1025-nucleotide messenger RNA. RefSeq names its product N-acetylglucosaminyl-phosphatidylinositol de-N-acetylase-like. NCBI's taxonomy places the organism in Eukaryota, Metazoa, Arthropoda, Insecta, Coleoptera, Tenebrionidae. The record is from RefSeq and is a predicted model, not a curated record. Gene Ontology annotation, biological process: GPI anchor biosynthetic process. The coding region runs from base 98 to 976 and encodes 292 amino acids. Gene Ontology annotation, molecular function: N-acetylglucosaminylphosphatidylinositol deacetylase activity. Gene Ontology annotation, cellular component: endoplasmic reticulum. The transcript is spliced from 3 exons.